Messenger RNA from Arctia plantaginis, 831 nucleotides. NCBI's taxonomy places the organism in Eukaryota, Metazoa, Arthropoda, Insecta, Lepidoptera, Erebidae. The record is from the annotation of a GenBank genome assembly.
AUGUCUAUGGAAAUACUGUUAAUAAAUCAAAUUGAGAAGUUUGAAUUCCUAUACAAUUUUAAUUUACCGGAAUACAACCGCAAAGACUUGGUUGACGAAGCGUGGGCAAACAUUGCUGCGAACACAAAUUUAUCAAUCAGCGACUGCAAAGAAAAAUGGCGAAAUAUAAGAUCAUCUUUUCUAAGAAGUAUGAAACCCAGCGGAUCAAAAGUGAAAAAGCCGUAUUACUUGACCGAAUAUUUAAAGUUUAUAUUACCGUUUCUGAAACCUAUAAAUAUUGAGAACGCAGAUGACAGUCAUUACGAAACACAAUCAAAUAUUGUUACACAUGACACAGAGGUCGUAGUAGACUUUAUAAAAGCAGAACCUGAGGAAUAUGGAGAAAAUGAUGCAAAUACAGAAGUUAACGCCGAAAAUCGUAUUCUGAGCGACUUGCUAACACGACGAUCACCAGUGGUCCGUCGCAGAAGACGUUUUGUACCAGCAGGAAGAAGAAACUUAACAGAAGUAAUGAAACAUAGAGGAAAAAUAACAUCAAGUCAAAAAAAUGAUGUCACACAAAAUGAUGGAGCGAGUCCAUACAAUAAUAGUGCUAUGAAAAUGUUUCUUAUGAGUCUAUUACCUGAAUUAGAAACAAUGACAGAAGAGCAGAUAAGACUAUUUAAAAUUAAGUCCAUGAUAUUAAUAGAUGAUAUAAAACUAAACUAUACACAAAUGAGACAGAACACCAGUGGGAUAAAUUCGGAAAGACUACAGAAAAGGUUAAUAAAUCUUCUUUUGAAAAGUUUGCAGCGAACAACUGAAGACAACUCGAGGACUAAAGAAAGUUGA